This is a messenger RNA of Sciurus carolinensis (gray squirrel), 1348 nucleotides long. It is a transcript of the gene Cxcl17, whose product is annotated as C-X-C motif chemokine ligand 17. The transcript has 4 exons. The record is from RefSeq and is a predicted model, not a curated record. Gene Ontology annotation, biological process: negative regulation of inflammatory response; positive regulation of monocyte chemotaxis; positive regulation of macrophage chemotaxis. The coding region runs from base 625 to 984 and encodes 119 amino acids. NCBI's taxonomy places the organism in Eukaryota, Metazoa, Chordata, Mammalia, Rodentia, Sciuridae.
GGCUGGUCUUACCCACAGCUCCAGGGGCAGCAUUCCGGGCAAAGGAGAACUGCUUCUUCUGGCUCUCAAACACCUUACAUGGCGAGAGAACUGGUGGGAAUCGUAAACAGAGGACAGGGGAGCGUCCCAGGCAACACCAUCACCAUUGCCGAUCCUUUGCCAAGGACAGAAGUGGGAAGGACAAAGGGGAACCAGACCAUGUCAUCCUCUCUUGCCAACCCGUUCCCACUUUCUUGCUAGAGAUAGUCACUGAAAGGUAGAAGGAAAUUCGAAUAAGCAAAAGUCUUGAAGAUAUCAGAGCACGCGGUGGGGCAGGGAGGUAAGGAGGAGGACCAGAAGGAAUAGGUACUGCUGCCAAGUUGUCAAUCACUUAUGCACUCAAGAAUGCUAAGUUUCUUUGUGUGACCAGUUUUACCUCCAGAUUCCCGUAAAGCACCUGAUCCGAUCUGUUAUCUAACCACAAGGGCAGCGUGCCUUUCCUGUUCUUACUCUCUAAAGGGAACACUAGCCUGGGACUGAGGUGCUGACCACCACGCUGAGUGGACCAUCCCAAGAAAUCCGGAGCCUCUGACUGGGAACUUCCACACACAGGGCAAGCAGCUUCCAGCAUCACCGACAGCCAUAAUGAAGGUUCUGAUCCCGUCCCUCCUUCUGCUGCUGCCACUCAUGCUGACGUCCAUGGUCUCUAGCAGCCAGAAUCCAGGGGUCGCCAGGGGCAACAGGAACCAACACCAGGCUUCCGGGCGGCAGCUCGUGGAAGGCAGUGGAGAUUGUGAGUGCAAAGAUUGGUUUCUGAGAGCCUCUAAGAGAAAACUCAUGACAGUGCCCAGGCUGCCAAAGAAGCGAUGUCCCUGCGAUCAUUCUACGGUCAAUGUGAAGAAAACCAGACACCAAAGGCACCACAGGAAGUCAAACAAGCCCUCCAGAGCCUGCCAACAAUUUCUCAAACGAUGUCAACUAGAAAGCUUUGCUUUGCCCUUGUAGGAGCUCUGAGAGCUUUCUCUCCCCAUUAAAAUUCUCAGCCAAAAAGGCAGUGGGCACAAGAGCAUGUUCUUAUUCUCCCCACUCCCUGCCCCGCCCCAAGUCACUCCAUUCUCCCCACUCCCUGCCCCGCCCCCAAGUCACUCCAGUCCUAUCAAAUGGCGUUUUUUCCAACAUCAUACUGAUUACGGACCGCUCCCUCUAGUACCACCUUCUCUUGCCAGUCUUUUCCUGUGUCCUCCCUUACCUGGGCUUCGGCUUAACUAUGUGAAAGAAUCUAGAAACCCCACUCUCCUGGCUGGUCUCACUUGACCUUAAAUAUGACAGUAAGUAGCAAAUAGAAAUCAAUAAAUGUUUUUAAAUGUAA